CUCUGAUCCCCGUCAUCCACGGAGACAGACAGCUGCUGUUUGACACAACACGGGAGACAUGAGCGGACGAGUUGGAGACUUGAGCCCAAAGCAGGCUGAAAUCUUAACUGAGUUUCGGGACAGGAUCCAGGACAUCCUCCCCAACCUGCCCGCACAGCACGACCACUACCUCCUCCGAUGGCUCCGAGCUCGAAGCUUCAAUGUUCAGAAAACAGAAGCCAUGGUCAGAAAGCACCUGGAGUUCAGGAGGAAGAUGAACGUGGACAACAUCAUAUGUGACUGGAAACCUCCAGAGGUCAUUGAUAAGUACGUGUCUGGAGGGAUGUGUGGAUACGACCGAGAGGGAAGUCCCAUCUGGUACGAUGUGAUCGGCCCUCUGGAUCCCAAAGGUCUGCUGCUGUCAGCGACCAAACAGGACUACAUGAAGACAAAGAUCCGACACUCGGAGAUGCUGCAGCGGGAGUGUAGGAGGCAGUCGGAGAAGUUGGGGAAGUACGUGGAAUCGGUCACUCUGAUCUAUGACUGUGAAGGGCUCGGACUGAAACACGUUUGGAAACCUGCUAUUGAGGCCUACGGAGAGAUCCUCACCAUGUUUGAGGAAAAUUAUCCAGAGGGGCUGAAAAGAGUGUUUCUUAUCAAAGCUCCUAAAAUGUUUCCUAUGGCCUACAACUUAAUAAAACCCUUUCUGUCGGAGGAGACGCGACGUAAGAUAUUAAUUUUAGGAGGUAACUGGCAAGAAGUUUUACGCAAACAUAUUGAUACAGAGCAGCUUCCUGUGGUUUACGGAGGAACCCUGACUGAUCCUGAUGGAGACCCUCGCUGCAGAACCAUGAUCAAGUAUGGCGGCACGGUGCCCAGGUCGUACUACGUUCGGGAGUCUGUGAAGGUUCAGUACGACAGCAGUGUGACAAUCAGCCGCGGCUCGAGCUUCCAGCUGGAAUACGAUGUUCCUGCACCCCUCAGCCUUCUGAGGUGGCAGUUUGCCAGCGAUGGAGCAGAUAUCGGGUUCGGCGUGUACAGACGGACCAAAGAGGGCGGCGGUCAGAAAGUGGCUGAGAUGCUGCAAGUUCUGCCCAGUGAACGCUACAAUGCACACCUGGUCCCUGAAGACAGCUGCCUCACCUGCUCCGAGCCUGGAGUCUACGUGCUGUGUUUUGAUAACAGCUACAGCAUCCUGCAGUCCAAGAAGGUGAGCUACAACGUCGAGGUCGUUCCUCCUCCCUUAGACGGAUGCGGCAGAGGAGACGGGAGGCUGCAGUGAGGAGGUCCUCCCCUGAAAACACAGACCCCUGUGUUCACGCACCAUCACCAAAAUCAAUGCUUUGUCAUCAGGGCUGGGUUAACCCCGAGGGAAAAGCGUGAGCUGUGGAGGCAACACCGCCAUUUCUCCCACUCUGUGCAUUGUGUGUGUUAGUUUGCAAUUACUAAUUCUUUUACUUUUAUCAAAAUGAAAGUGUAACUUAAGUCUCCAAGUUUCACCUCUGAACACAGACUGCAUCACUGAUGACCUGGGGCCCCCCGGGACAGUUGCCGGUAGUUUACAUUACAAUGUGGGAAGUUUUACAGUGUCUGACUGCGACAAUUCAAUGACAAUCACGUUAUUUUAUUCAGAAUUUCAAACCGGAGCUACUACCUGUAAAAGCUCGUCGUUUAGGAUCACUUCCUGAAGCUUCAUCCAAGGAAGGUUAAAAUCAAAAGCAACUGGACUUGGUUGAAGCUAUUCGAAAAGGUUUCGUCUCUCAUCUGAGAGACUUUUUCAGGCCUGAGACUCGGCCUCGGGUGUCUCCAACGACCAUAUCGCAGCACUAACGAACCAAGCGUUAUAGAUCAUCGCGACACACGACCCCACAGAGGUGAAAUAGCCGAGUUUCCUCACCAGUCAGAAGAAGUCUCUUGGAUGAGAGACAAAACAUCUUCUAGUAUCUUAAACUAAGUCCAGUUGCCCUUGAUUUUAACCUGGAUGACUGAGAACCUUCACAGACAUCUUCCUAAAGCUUUAGCAUGUUUUUGUAAUUUCAUCUUUAGACUGUGAGAAGCUGAUGUGUCACUGUAUUUUUACGCCUGGCCUAUAGGGGGAAACCUGAGCAUAGGAUAAGUGUCUCGCCCAUAGACUGUAUAUAAGAAGUGGUCGUAGUCAUCGUGACGUCACCCGUUGGUUUGUGGACUGCCGUUUUGAAGCCUCGAGUUUGCUCUGAGCGCUGGUUAAAUUUACACAGUGCGGAGGGUACGAGUCACUCUAUCCUGAUUGACAGAUCGCCAUGGUAUCGACUUGUUAAUCACAGAUAAUCCCGCCCUGAAGCAUACUCUGCUUAUGGUCUCUUUUCCUCUAAAUGGGAUCAUAAUUUACUAAAUGAACAUCAUGCUGUGUUGAAGA
This is a messenger RNA of Micropterus dolomieu (smallmouth bass), 2374 nucleotides long. RefSeq names its product SEC14-like lipid binding 7 (gene sec14l7). Bases 59 to 1261 code for a protein of 400 amino acids. The transcript has 13 exons. Lineage: Eukaryota; Metazoa; Chordata; Actinopteri; Centrarchiformes; Centrarchidae. Gene Ontology annotation, cellular component: cytoplasm. The record is from RefSeq and is a predicted model, not a curated record.